AUUGCGCCUCUAAAAACACCGUAAACGACUUUUUAGAUGAUACACCUUGACUAGCAAACGUGUUUCCGAUCGGACACAUUUGACAGAAGGACUUCAUUUAAACAGGGACACAUGCACGCUUUCAAACAUUCUACAUUUUAAGAAGACGAAAUGAGCCUAAAUGUUGUUUUAAUCCACAUUUCAACUCCGGGACGUUCUUAGACGAGUGGGCGUGGAAUAAUUUGUGGUCGUUUGGCGGAAAUCAUCAUGAAGAAGAAACUUGCUCACAGCGUGGAAGUGUCUCCUGGACAGGUGUCCGCCGACUACCAGGUGGGCCAGGUGUCAGGAAGUCUGCUCCAGAAGAACUCUGCCACUUGCGCAACACUUUCAUCCUUGUUCAGCAGCGCCCAGCCCCGCGCCGCGUCGGCCCUCUUCGUACCUGCGCCCCAGCUGCCUCGCCUGGUCAGCCCGGAGGAAGCCCAGGAGGUCCGAGGUCAAGGCCGUCCCCAGCAGAAGAAGCUGCCCAAGAAGAAAUCUGUGGCCGAGCAGAAGCUGGACGACAGGGAGAGCAGCCUGCAGAGCGCUGACGACGGGGAGCCAGGCGCCAGGAAGAGGAAGCGGCAGGCGGCGGGCGCCGAAGAGGCGGAGCAACACUGGGCGGUGAAGAGGCAGAAGCUGCGAGCUCACAAGCAGGAAGAAGCGGUCAAGGCGGAGAGGAGCGUCUUUGUGGGCAACCUGCCGCUCAGCUGCACCAAGAAGACGCUGCGCGGCCUCUUCAAGCAAGACGGCGCCAUCGAGUCCAUACGCUUCCGCUCCAUGGCCCCAGAGGACCCGUCCGUGUCCCGCAAGGUGGCCGCCAUCAAGCGCCAAGCCCACCCGCUGAAGCAGAGCGUCAACGCCUACGUGGUGUUCCAGGACCAAGAUGGCGUCGCCAAGGCCCUGAAGAGAAACGGUGUGGAGUUGGAGAAGGAUGUCUUCAUCCGGGUGGACCGGGUGGGGAGCACCUCGCACGACCACAAACGCUCCGUCUUCGUGGGCAACCUCCCCUUUGACGUGAAAGAGUUGGCCAUGCGGCGCCAUUUUGAGGAGUGCGGCGGCGUGGAGGCGGUGCGUCUGGUGCGGGACAAGAACUCUGGACUGGGCAAAGGAUUUGGUUACGUCCUGUUUGAGAACUCCGACUCGGUCCAACUGGCGCUGAAGCUUGACGGCUCCCAGCUGGAGGGCCGGCGUGUGCGCGUGCAACGCUCGCUGAAGACGCAGACGCAGAAGGGCGGGCCCAGAAGAAGCUUUGAGGGGAAGAAGAGCGGGCCCAGAAGAAGCUUCCCGGGGAAGAAGAGCAGGCCCAGCCAAAACUUCCGAGGCGAGCAAGCCGAGCCCAAGAAGAAGUCGGCCAAGAAAAAAAUGAAGGCAAAAAAGAGCCUUCGCUCGACAGGAAGUGGGCCAACAAAAUAAAAGCCUCACAGUAGAAAUGAAUACUUUAGACUGUUUUUGUCAUGUCCAAAUAUUUUCCACAGAAAAUUUAAACCUUUUGGUAAGUUUUCAUUUUGAAAAACAAUAUUUGUUCAUCUUUAAGGCUUCCCUCUUGUUUUUAUUUUUUUUCAUCUCUGGAUCCACUGAUAGAAAGUUCACUUUUUAUGUUUUAGGCCCUUUUUGUCAAAUAACUUAUUUUGUACAGCAAGAUUGGAUGUUGUACUAUAAUAACAAUAAUAGAUGGAAUCAUGGAUUGAAGUCAUUAUUUAGAAACACGGACAGUUUUAACAAAUCCAAAAUGGGUCCCGCUUUUUUUUUCUUUUUUUUUUUUAACUUUCAACGCUUGAAUCUCCGAGAUCAACUCCAGAUCUAUUUGUUCUGCUCUUAUUUGCAAUAUUUCAUCUAUUUUGAGAAGUCCUUGAACACCCCACAGUUGUCUAAAGAUGAAUGUAACUGUUGGGAGUCAAGUAUUCUUAGUGAUUUAAGACGUGAGCAAGAAAGACUUUAUUCUUUACCAGCCAAUAAAAGACAACAUGAACUUC
Nerophis lumbriciformis (worm pipefish) is the source of this 1991-nucleotide messenger RNA. RefSeq names its product RNA binding motif protein 34 (gene rbm34). Lineage: Eukaryota; Metazoa; Chordata; Actinopteri; Syngnathiformes; Syngnathidae. Gene Ontology annotation, molecular function: RNA binding. The record is from RefSeq and is a predicted model, not a curated record.